CAGCACGAAGCAUUAUAUUCUUUUCAUAACUUAAAACCUGUUGCAGCGAUCUUGCAAUUGCAUACGGUUAUCAUAGCUUCAAGGCCUGCGCAGCCAAAGCUGCUAUCAUAUUCUGUCCUGUACGUUUACUGCCUGUAGGUUUCCAUUGUUUCAACAGUAUUUGGAAUUGUGUGUUCGUCCUUUAUAGUUCUUGUCAGUUAUGGAACCAUCAGGAGAGGAUGUUCCGCUGACGCACCCUGCGGAAGAUGUUGGUACAAACGGAGAUAUGGAGGAUGAUGAGGAGAAUGAGGAGGAGUGCGGCUGGUGCAAAUGGAUGAAAGCCGGAGGUUGCAAGGAUGAAUUCCAGGUCUGGCUGGACUGUGUGGACGGGCUGCGUGCGGCGGGUCGCGACGACGUGGAGAGCUGCGCCGAGGUGAUGGGGCCUCUGUGGGCGUGCAUGGAGCGACACAAGGACUACUACGCGCCGCAGCUGUCCUCGCUGGCGGACAAGAAGCGGGAG
Astrephomene gubernaculifera is the source of this 499-nucleotide messenger RNA. The record is from the annotation of a GenBank genome assembly. NCBI's taxonomy places the organism in Eukaryota, Viridiplantae, Chlorophyta, Chlorophyceae, Chlamydomonadales, Astrephomenaceae.